Messenger RNA from Gilbertella persicaria, 4145 nucleotides. Its product is annotated as clasp N terminal-domain-containing protein. Lineage: Eukaryota; Fungi; Mucoromycota; Mucoromycetes; Mucorales; Choanephoraceae. The transcript has 7 exons. Gene Ontology annotation, biological process: mitotic spindle assembly. The coding region runs from base 139 to 4026 and encodes 1295 amino acids. Gene Ontology annotation, cellular component: mitotic spindle midzone; mitotic spindle; microtubule organizing center. Gene Ontology annotation, molecular function: microtubule binding. The record is from RefSeq and is a predicted model, not a curated record.
AUCGAAAGACGCUAGUUUUUGUUGUUCCUCAAUUUACAGAAAAGAAAGUGACUAUCAAUUUCGAUUGAGAGGAUCACGUUGUUCAACUUUCGAGCAAGUCUAUUUAUUUUCUUCUUUUUUUUUUCUCUUCGUUUCUCAAUGACAAUACACAAAGAAGAAGUGGCAUCUGAUGUAGAUGCGAUACAGGUAUGGAGUGUCAAAGAGCUAGAGGCAGAAUUCACUCCUAUGUUGAAAGCAUAUCAUGACAAAGAAACGGAGUUUAACUGGGAAGCAAGAGAAAAAUCGAUAACACGUAUAAGAGGUCUACUUCGAGGCAACGCUGUGGAGCCUCCAUACCUAGAGGUGUUAUUGCCCUGUAUUAAACAAAUGGUAGAUGGUAUCAUUAAAGCCGUCGAAAGCCUACGUACACAAUUGGCAGUGAAAGCCCUUUUGCUGGUUGGAGAAAUUGGGGUUUUUAUUGGUAAACAUGUAGAUGCGUAUAUUACUGAACACUUAUUAAUGUGCAUGAUGCGCUGUGCAAGUUUGACCAAGAAAAUGGUGGCCAAUGCUUCCUUGGAAGCAACCAAAACUUUUCUUAAGCAUACGCAUUUCUAUCCUAAGUUUAUGAGCAUGUUACUCUUGUCUAUGGCAGAUAAGAACAGCCAAGUACGUCUGUAUGUGGUUCUGUAUACCAAAACACUCUUACAAGCCCAUGCUCACCGUGAACACACCCGUAUGAUCAUGGAUCGUACAAAUUCAACUGAUCAUUUUGAGACGAUUAUUACCAAGGGCCUGAACGAUGCUACGCCUAUUGUGAAAGAAUCUUGCCGAGAAGCCUUCUGGAUCUUUUGGGAAUACUGGCGAGAAAGAGGAGAUCAUGUCCUAAGACAAUUGCCAGCCAUUGCUCAGAAACAACUAGAGAAAUCAAAGACAGUGAAACCACAAAUGAGCAAAAGCACACAUAGUCCAACUGAAUCACAUUCUUCAGGCAGGCAUGAUUUGAACGUAUCUCCUUCAAAUUCAAGCCAUAUCGAGAUCAAACGCUCUUUGUCUCCUAGAGCAUCUUCACCACAUCUUAGAUCGAAUUAUGGAUCACCUCCUGCCCAAAUACCUACUUCCGCUUCCACAUCACCUCCACCUCCCUCCUCACUUCGAAAGACACGCGUACCUGCACUCAAUCGUAAGAAAUCAGCCAUAUCUCUUGUCAAACGCAAGGCACCUGCUAAUUUCAUGAUACUCUUGACCAGUGAGGACCCAUUACAACGCAUGGAAGGCUUGAUUCAGCUUGCAAAGAAACUGUCCGCAUUUGAUUACAUGACAGAUGUAGCUAGUAUUCAGUUAGAUGUGCCCAAUGCACCACCUGUUGAUGGUCCUGUCUUGAAAGCAACGGUCACUCAACUAUGGGAUGAUGGUUAUGAAGUAUUGUCUAGUUGGGAUGGUAUUUCUCAUAUUAUCAUGCGAUUGUUUAGUUUUGAAGAAUGCAUCCCUAAACUGAUUCUUGAUGCCAAUAUGGAUGAGACAGCACGUAGAACAGAAGCCGAUAUAGCUAAAUCUCAAUUUGCUCAACUUGGAUUUAUACGUGCCAAAGUGUUCCUUGAGUCGCAACAUCCUGAUCUUGUGGAUACACUCUUUACCAAUCUUGUCCAAUACGGUGGCUUUGUUCAACAAGUACGCAGUGUCAAAAAGGACAACACGCGCUUACCUGCCAAUCGUCGUAAGCUGACAAAGCAGUUUUUGGAAUGGUUGGAUGAAUUAGUGACACCUUUGAUUGGGCUGAAUGAAGAUGUGGAUUAUGGAUCCAAGGCUUAUGAAGGCAUACCCAAAGAGUUUUUGCAGCCUGCGGAUACAGUAAUUCAAUGGUUUGAGUCAGACGAUAAUGUGCGACACCUAUUGGCAAUUCUAUUGCCUUUGAUUACAACAUCGACUUCAGGCACAUUAUGGCAUGCUCCUCUUGUGACAUUUAUCAAACAUAUCCGAUUGUUGAAUCAAAGACUCUUUGAAAUGGUUACUGCUACAUAUGAUGAAUAUUCUGUCAACAAGAUUUGUCGUGUGUUGGGUAUUCAUAUUCGUGUUGAACCUAUUGCGAAUGUAGUUACAGUGCCAUUGAUUCCUGAACAACAACAACAACAACAACAACAAGAAGAAGAAGAAGAAGAAGAUUUAAUGGCACAGGCAGAAGAAGAAGAGGAUUUGAUUCCUGCCAUUUUACAAGAGGAGCCUGUUCCUACUAUUUCACAAGAAGAGCCUAGCAUUCUGCCAGAAGAGAAAGAGGAGGAGGAAAAGCCUACUUUUCAACAGCAAGAAGAACCUAUUCCACAACAUAAAGAAUCUAUUCCUAUCAUUCAACAUGAGCCAGAACCUAUUCCUACUAUUGUAACCCCAGAACAACAACCCAUUUCUAACACUACACAAGAACAAGAAUCCGUUUCUAGCAUCACACUAAAACAAGAGUCAAUCCCUAGUACAACAAAAGAACAAGAAUUAAUUCCUACAACACAACAACAAGAACAGGAAUCUACGCCUCCUGUUAUUGAAGCAAAAGAAGAACAAGAAUCUAUUCCUACCCUUAGCACGCAAAAACCUAUUCUCUCUAUGACACAAGAAGAACAAGAACCUGUUCCUACUAUGAUACAAAAAGAAUCUAUGUCCACUCCUGGGCAUCAAGAGCCUCCUAUUCCCAAUACUGAUUUACUUACCGUACAUGAACAAGUGGUACAAGAACCCUCUCCUCCUGUUCCACAAGAAACCAAAGAAAGCUAUUUUGAGAAACAAGAUUACUUUGAAAAGCCAAUUAAACCAGAACUAUAUCCUACUUCAGAGCCACCUGUAGCUGUUGAUGAAGUAUUGUAUCAAGACCCUAAUGAUACCAUACAAGAACAACCACUUGUUGACAAACUACAAUACUUGGAAAAGCAAUCCACAGAAAAACAAACACCACUUCCUGAUCGUUUUACGCCACCUCAAGAAAAACAACAACAACAACAACAAUAUGACGCAUUUAUCAGCACGGGCUUACCUGCAGAAACCAAGAAAGAAUCACUGGUAGCGAGUAAACCCAAUCCAGAAAAAUAUCCUUUGCCUACUCAUGUUCCUUUUUUUGCACCCGAGAAAGUCAAUUUUCCCAAUCCUGUCUUUAAACAAAAUGUACGAACAUUGUUUGCCUCGCCCAGUACAAGUACGAGCAAUAUAAACAGGAAUGCUAAAGACAAAACCAUGUUGCUGUAUGCAUUGAUUGAUAAAUUAAAAACAUCGCCAUCAGACCAUCAAACCACAUUCCGUAAAAUGACACGAUUAUUUAAAGAAGUCCCGAUUCGAAGAAGAUGGGAUCAAGGCGGAAUUGAGGAAAAUGGCAGUGAGACAUGGGCUGGUGCUCAGGGGGAUGCUGGUAACUUUGUUGAGGUUGUCCAGACAGUGCUACCUUAUCUUGACGAUAAAAAAUCGGUUUUGGCUAGUAUCGAAUGCAUGCGACAAUUGGCUGUAACACAAGCAGGUCUGUUUCGUUUCUUUGAAAGAAAAGUAGACGAAAAAGGAAGAACCUUAGAGUCACAAUUAUUGGAGAAAUUACUCUUGAUCCGAUCAAGCGAUCAUCCUACAAUCUGUAUUGCAGCUGAAGAUACAUUAGAUGCAGUCUUAGGCACCCUUAACCCACCCACUGUAUUUGAAAUGUUGAUGGCCUUUAUUAUCUAUCGUUUAUUAAUAUCGCCUCUUGAACAUUACUCAGCCGAUACACGAUACCACCCAGUUGGAUCUGCUUUUAUGUAUCUAGGCAAAUGGGUCAAGGAAGUAAACGAUAAUUUCUAUAUUGAUGAAUGGUUAAGCAAAGGUGGUGUCAACGCCUUUUUUGAAGGCAUAAACCAUCCUUUGAUAAACAUUCGUAAAUCAUGUGUAGAAGCUAUUGUUGCAUUUCAAGAAGUCAUGGGAGAUGAUAUAUAUGUACUUUUAGCAGAUCUAAGAGAAGAUCAAAUGAACUUGGUGAAGCACUAUGUUGCGAAAGCAUUGAAAAAGAAAGCAAGCCUUCGGAAUCUAAGAGACAACGGUCAAUUUUAGAAAAGGGACAAAUAACAAACAAAUCAUUUGUCCUUUUUAGAUAUGUAUACCCUCUUUCUUUCUUACCACAAAGAGACUUAUGUACAAAUAAAUAUAUACAUAUAUGAAUCACUUUAGAU